AAGAGACCUAGAAGCACUUUAAAAAAUUUGAUUAAACAACAAUGCCACCAAGAUGGAGAAGCAAAUGUUCAAUCCUUGACUUCAAUGGAGUGACGAGAGAUACCAACUUAUGCUACCAUUGAAUGAGGCCUCUUCCAUAGCAGCACUUCUCCUCAAUAAGUGCGCCUCCAUAACCUUAAUCAACAAAGCACGCCAGCUCCAUGCCCUUAUCCUCACUUCCAUACCCAAAUCUCCUCAUGUAUUCAACAACAUUCUCUCCAUGUACGCCAGAUGUGGAUCUAUCCAAGACGCACAUAUCCUGUUCGAAAAAAUGCCUGAGAGGAACAUCGUUUCUUUCAACGCCCUCAUUUCCGCCUAUUCUCGAUACCACCACCUUGCCCAUUGGGCUUUCCAUUUGUUUACUGAAUUGCAGAGUGAGUACCUAAGACCAAAUGGGUUAACUUUUACUAGCCUUUUAAAUGCAUGUUCGGGCAUCAAGAAUCAGGUAUUAGGUUCUAUGCUUCACUCCCAAUGUAUAAAGUUUGGAUUUUUGAAAGAUGUGUGCGUUCAAACCUCUAUUCUUGGGAUGUACUCAAAUUGUGGAGUCGUGGAUUGUGCAGAAAAAGUUUUCUGCUACAUGCAUGAUAAAGAUACUGUGGCUUGGAAUACUCUAUUCUUCGGAUAUUUGGAAAAUGGUAAGACCGUGGAAGGCCUUCAUCUGCUCGGCACCAUGUUGAGAAUCGGAAUUGUUCCGACGAAUUUCACUUAUACCACAUUGUUGAGUGCUUGUAGCAGGUUAAGAGACCAUAUUUCUGGGGAAUUGACUCACUCUAAAGUAAUUGUUUCAGGGACUGCACCUGACUUGCCCCUGUAUAAUGUCUUGCUUGCCAUGUAUUCUAGUUGUGGUGAUAAUGAAACAGCUUUGAAAAUCUUCAGAAAAAUCAAGAAGCCAGAUUUGGUUUCAUGGAAUUCAAUGAUAUCGGGGUAUGCAAUAAAUGGAGAUGGAGUGAUGGCAAUGAGGAUCUUCAUCCAAUUUGGACAAUCUUCUCGUUUCGCCCCUGAUGAAUAUACAUUUGCAGCUGCAAUUUCUGCUGCAGGAGCAUUUCCAGCAGCUGAUUAUGGGAAACCACUCCACGGCCAAGUUGAGAAGGUGGGGCUCGGCGCAAGUGUAUUUGUUGCAAGCGCACUUAUAUCAAUGUACUUUUGCAAUGGAGAAGUUGAGUCUGCUCAAAAGGUUUUCAUUAACGUCCUUGAUAAGGAUGUUGUCCUUUGGACUGAGAUGAUUGCUGGACAUUGUAGGAUUGGUAAUGCUGAGAGAUCUAUUAGAUUUUUCCAUGUGAUGUUACAGGAAGGCCACAAGGCUGAUGAAUUUACUCUUACCAGUGCCUUAAGUGUGUGCGCUGAAGUGGCCACUGUGAGGCAAGGUGAGAUGAUUCAUUCCCUGGUUGCCAAAACAGGCUAUAUUGCUGAGAUGACCGUUUGUGGGAGUCUGGUUGAUAUGUAUGCUAAAAUUGGAAACCUUGCAGCUGCAGAGCUUAUGUUUUCCAGUGUCAUCAUGCCUAAUCUGAUAUGCUGGAACUCAAUGCUUGGAGCAUAUGGUUACCAUGGGAAGGCAGAGGAGGCAUUUAAGAUGUUCAAUGAUAUUUUACAACAUGGCCUAAAACCAGAUCAUGUAACAUUUAUUUCUCUGCUUGCAGCGUGUAGCCACUGCGGUUUGGUCAACCAUGGUAUAUAUUUCUGGAAUUAUAUGAAAGAAAAUAGUUUAGAACCAAGCCUAAAGCAUUAUUCUUGUAUGAUCUCUUUGUUGAGUCGAGCUGGAUUGCUGGAGGAGGCUGAGAAUGUUAUAAUGGAAUCACCCUUUGGUGUUGAAUGCCUUCAACUAUGGAAAAUUUUACUGAGCUCCUGUGUAAGUAAAGGAAACCAGAUAAUAGGAAUACGUGUUGCGAAGCAGGUUUUGGGGAUAGAUGCAGAAGACAGAGCAACAAAUGUACUGCUUUCCAAUUUAUUUGCUUCAACUGGUAGGUGGGAUGGUGUUUCUGAGAUUAGGAGAAAGAUAAGGGGACUUAUGUUGGAAAAAGAUCCUGGUUUAAGCUGGUUAGAAGUUAUGAACAAUACUCAUGUGUUCUCUUCUAGUGAUCAUUCACAUCCACAGUAUGAUGAAAUAAGAGCUGAAUUGCAUAAAUUACUAGGAAACUUAACACAGUCAGAAGCAACUCAAUUUAUGCUGGAUGCAGAGGCUGGGGAAGUAGGAGAGCCUCGAUUAGUUAGAAUCAGAAUGACUGCUCUUUGAAAUCUUUUAGAGGCCAUGGAGCUUAAGAUUUAGCUAAUCUCUUCUCCAAAACGAUUCCUAGAAUAUAUCUUCGUCUAACAGUGUUUGUAAGCCAUUUGUUUCAGAUGGUGAUAACAGAAAAUUGGAAAAAAAUUGUUAUUUUUAUUGAACUGUUUAAUUGAUGUGUAUUU
Solanum dulcamara is the source of this 2439-nucleotide messenger RNA. RefSeq names its product pentatricopeptide repeat-containing protein At3g50420. Gene Ontology annotation, biological process: RNA modification. Lineage: Eukaryota; Viridiplantae; Streptophyta; Magnoliopsida; Solanales; Solanaceae. The transcript has a single exon. Bases 110 to 2269 code for a protein of 719 amino acids. The record is from RefSeq and is a predicted model, not a curated record. Gene Ontology annotation, molecular function: RNA binding; protein binding.